GUUGCGGCAAUAAUGGCGGCCCCCGGCAGGCACGGGUUUUGCGUGGUUCGCGCAAUGCUCGGGGUCUUGCCGCUGGGUCCUAAAGCCGCAAGAGACUCGGCUCGCCGUCACCCCUCGUUCUUGGGGUGUCAGCGGCGGUGCGUGUCAUCCGCCACAGGAGCUUCUUCCUCAGGUCCAUGUCUGUCCUCGGCCCCUCGCCGUUGUGACCAGGGCUCUGCCCUGGAUCGCUUCCUCGGAUUCGCUCAGCAAGACGGUUCCCUGGCUCCGUGUGCCCCCGCAGUGUCUAUGCACAGAGAUGAGCAAGAUCUCCUCUUGAUCCAUCGUCCUGACAUGCCAGAGAACCCCCGAGUGCUACGAGUGGUCCUCCUGGGAGCCCCAAAUGCAGGGAAGUCUACCCUCUCCAACCAGCUGCUGGGUCGGAAGGUGUUUCCUGUUUCUAAGAAGGUGCAUACAACUCGUUGUCAAGCACUGGGAGUCAUCACAGAGAAUGAGGCCCAGGUGAUUCUACUUGACACACCUGGCCUCAUUGGACCCAAAAAGCAGAAGAGGCACCAUUUGGAGCUCUCUUUGCUUGAGGAUCCCUGGACGAGCAUGAAAUCAGCUGAUUUAGCUGUGGUUCUUGUGGAUGUCUCAGACAAGUGGACUCGAAAAGAGCUCAGUCCCCACGUGCUCCAGUGCUUGACCCAGUUCUCUCAGGUUCCUAGUAUCCUUGUUAUGAAUAAGGUAGAUUGUCUAAAGCAGAAGUCAGUUCUCCUGGAGCUUACAGCAGCGCUUACUGAAGGUGUGGUCAAUGGGAAGAAGCUCAAAAUGAAGCAGGCCUUCCAUUCACAACCCAGCCCAGAAGCUAUGGUCCCAGACACAGAACCUGUGAGAGGCCAUCAGAGGACUGGCUGGCCCCACUUCCAGGAGAUCUUCAUGUUAUCAGCUUUAAACCAAGAGGACGUUAAAACACUUAGGCAAUACCUCUUGGCACAGGCUCAGCCAGGGCCCUGGGAGUUCCACAGUGGAGUCCUCACUACCCAGACACCUGAUGAAAUCUGUGCCAACAUCAUCCGGGAAAAGCUCCUCGAGUACCUGCCCCAGGAAGUGCCCUAUAAUGUGCAACAGGAAACUGAGGUGUGGGAAGAAGGGGCAAGCGGCCAGCUGGUAAUCCUACAGAAGCUUCUGGUGUCCAAAGAAUCUCAUGUGCGGAUCCUGAUUGGUCAGAAGGGGAUGCUGAUCACCCACAUCGCACAGGAGGUGAGCCGUGACCUCAUGAACAUCUUCCUCUGUGAUGUUCAGCUCCGCCUCUCUGUGAAGCUCCUCAAGUGA
This is a messenger RNA of Elephantulus edwardii (Cape elephant shrew), 1311 nucleotides long. It is a transcript of the gene ERAL1, whose product is annotated as Era-like 12S mitochondrial rRNA chaperone 1. NCBI's taxonomy places the organism in Eukaryota, Metazoa, Chordata, Mammalia, Macroscelidea, Macroscelididae. Gene Ontology annotation, biological process: ribosomal small subunit assembly. Bases 13 to 1311 code for a protein of 432 amino acids. The transcript has 10 exons. Gene Ontology annotation, cellular component: mitochondrial matrix. The record is from RefSeq and is a predicted model, not a curated record. Gene Ontology annotation, molecular function: rRNA binding; ribosomal small subunit binding; GTP binding.